AUGGAUAUCUCGGACCUUAACUUCAAGCCAUGCCCUUGUGGCUAUCAGAUUUGCCGUUUCUGUUGGCACCAUAUUAAGGAGAACCUCAAUCGGCGCUGCCCUGCUUGUAGGAGAGAAUACACCGAUGAAACAGUUCAGUUCAAGCCUAUUAAUAAGGAAGACCACAAGCGUUUGACACAACAGAAGAAGCAGAGAGAGCGCGAACGCAAGGAGCUGGAUGCUCUAGGUCGGCGCCACCUGGCCAACGUGCGUGUGGUACAGCGCAACGUGGUGUAUGUGGUGGGCAUGGGCCCUCGCUUUGCGAAAGAAGAGCUCAUUCCAACGUUGCGUUCGAGCGAAUACUUUGGCCAGUAUGGCAAGAUCUCGAAGAUUGUGAUUGUGAAACGUACACCCUCUGGAGGCCGCGCCCCCGUGGUGGGGCUGUACAUCACCUAUCACAGACGAGAAGACGCCGCGCGGGCAAUUGCAGCGGUCGAUGGAGCGCCGUCGCCGGGUGGUGGUCACGAGAUUAUGAGGGCCAGCCAUGGUACGACAAAGUACUGUAUGGCGUUCCUGCGGGGCGUUACUUGCACGGAUCAUGGCUGCAUGAAUUUACACGAAUGGGGGGAUGAGAAGGACUGCUUCACGAAGGAAGAUCUGACCACACUCAAACACACGAUGAAGGACACAGAGACUCGAUCGAGAACGACCACAACCGUUCGUAAGGCGGAUGAAGCGGAUGGGCUUCCCCGCGCAGCGUCGUGGGCCAACAAGGCCCCAACUACGCUCGUGAGUAGCACAUUGCACAACAAUGCAACUGUGUCGAGUUCGAGCACCGCACGCCAACCACGGCGUGGAACUGGCACCCGCCAGCAACGAUCUGGAUCUACUCCAACGACUACCGCAGAACCGCGUUCUAAUGGCAAAGACCGAAGGGGAGCUCAAGCAGGCAAGGCGCCCUCGCAGGCCUCAUCUUCUCGCCCCGCAACCCCUUCGCACAACAGACCAGCUACGCCGAGUGCUGGGAAGGUACCGAAACUCAAGGAGCCCUCCCCACCGCCUGUACCUGCGCGAUCGCCUACACCGUCUGCAACAGCAGAGUCUGACAGUGGAUCAGCAGGUCAGGAUACUACGCUGGUUGCGUCGCCCGAAUGCACGCCUCCCCCAAAGAUCCCGUCUGCACCUCCAGGUCUCCCUACCGUACCUCCGGGCCUGUCUGCACCCCCAGGUCUUCCUCCGCCAUCCUCCCGCACGACGUCUGCUAUGGCAUCCCCUUUGCAGAUUUCUUCGGCGCAGUCAUCAUAUCAGAUGUCCUCGCAGGCGCAAGCUCUCAUGGAGGACUUAAAGGCAAGGCGUGAAAUGCCGCAGGUCUUGACAGAGCGCAGUCCGUUCCCCGAUUUCGAUCGCAUGUUGCAGACGCUUAGUGGCGGCGAUGGCGACGGAGGUUUCAGUUUCAACUUAGAUCCCGCGUUGGCUGGCGAAGCUGCUGACGCCCCGCUAAAUCUGCCAGAGCUGGAGAUCGACGCAAGCACCCCGUUCCACGGUACCUUCCUAGAUACGUUCCCAGCUCUGAGGCACAACCCUGCUGCUAGUCCGCUGAUGGGACCGCCCGGGAUCCCAUACCCGCCUCGUACUCUCUACGAUUCUCUCGGUAUGCGACAGCCGACUAUUGAGCGACAGUCGACGGGGAGCUCUGGGUAUACGGGCUCGUUCAAUCCCUUCGCAGACUCUAACGAAGAGUCGCAGUCCAAGCGCUUUUCUCCGCUGGACGAGGAGCGUCAGGUCUCACGGUUCGGAUUCGCCCGUGGACGACAAGGCUCGAGCUCGUCUUCAGUACACCCCGCUUCGCCUCUGAGCAACGUUGACAACGUCCCGCAUAUGCCAUUCUACAACUCGUCCGAGCAUAACUCCCCGGUCACCCGCACACCGCCGCAAUGGACCUAUCAAGCAAGGCAGCCCCUUCAUGGCUUUGCCCACCACGACGGUGGUUCUGCCAUGAGCUCGCCGUUGGCUCGGCACGCCCAGGCUCAGUCACUGUAUCAGCAGCAACAGCCGCAGCUAUCUAGCCAGUUCCAGCCCUUCGAUUCCGGAGUGAGCGAGGCGCAGCUCAGAGAGCUAAUCACGUCGAGUCGCACGAACCAUAUGCGCAACGGCUUGUCUGAUCAGGCAUCAUAUCCAGUGAACCCCACCCAGCCUUUCAACGACCCUGCGAUCAUGUCAGCGAGGUUGGCAUCUCCCGUUCUUUCUCAGGCUGUGACCAACCACGGGUUUCUAAAAAUUCCUUUGGUCGACAGCUUCUCGCCGAGUCAUGUCGGGUAUGGCCCACCUCCAGGCCUAUCGAUGGCGAAUGGACCGGUCACGAACAGCCCCAGUCUCGUCAACCAUCACGCGUAUGGCCUCGCAAACAGAACAGUAGCAAAUCUGGAGGUUGCCCAAACUAAUGGUCAAGUCUCGACAUCUCCUUCUCUUGAACCCUCCGUCGCCCCUUCUCCUGCCUUAUCUUCUUCCGAUUUCCCUGCGUUGUCGGCUGCUGUGGAACUGCGCCGUGAGCAGCCACAUUCUGGUCCGACAUCUUCCGCUGGUACCCCAGAUGUUGAUAGUGCCGCGCAGACCAAGGCAGACCGUAAGGCCGCAAAACUGGCUGAAAGGCAGCGCAUCGCGCAGGAGAAAGCAGCCACCAAGGCAGCCGAGAAAGAGAGGAGGGCUGCUGAGAAAGAGAAGGCCGCUGCGCUCAAAGUCGAGAAGGACCGUUUGGCCAAGGAGAAAGUGGAGGAAGAGAGGAUCGAAAGGGAAAGAGUGGAGAAGCAGCGAGCAGAAAUAGAGCGGGUGGAGAGAGAGCAUGCCUACAAGGAACGGGUUGAGCGAGAACAGGCUGCCAAAGAAAAAGCGGAGCAAGAACGCGCUGCUAAGGAGCGUCUCGAGCAGGAGAAGACUGAGAAGCAGGCACAAGCGAAGAAGGCUGCAGCUGCGAAAGCUGCAGCAUCGCAACCUCCGAAACAAAGCGACGGCGAGGAAUCUGCUCAAUCGGAAAACCUUCCAAAACAUACUCAGGCUGCUAAGCAGACUCCCGCUGGGUCGCCCAAGCUUGCCAUUCAGGUCCCCAUCCUGUCGAAGAUGCCUAAGAAGAGCAAGCCUGUCACAAAGCCCAUCAAGAUCCCUAAGGAGGAUGUCAUCUCAGAAUCAGCCUCGGCUCUCCCAUCUGCGACUAACUCAGAAGCUCCUCCUUUCCCUGACGGACGUGGGACGGAAAGCAGCUCGAACAACUCGCGUGCACAAUCAGUUGAUCACUCGCUUAUCAGUCAGACCACUUCAGUCGAGAGGAUGCUCGAGGAUCUCGACUGCGAAUUCCCUCACCUCCACAUUUCGGAACACCCAUUUUUCGACUUGCAGAAGAUUAACCCUGCCGCAAAGAUGCCGCUCGAAUACGGCCCGCUCGUGCAUGCGCUCUCCGCGUUGUCUGUUGGAGGAGGCUCGUUUGCAAACAACAUGCCCUCAGGUUCGAUCGACCACGCCGUUUCCUCGUUCCAGCAAUUGCUCGAGACGCUUACUCAGACAAUUUCGGACUUGCUCCGGCUGUUGCCCCGCAAGACCUGGGAUGAUAAUUCGUCGUUUGACGGCGUGUUACGCGACAUGCUGAAAGGCGACGACUUCCUCGAUGAAGGAGAAGACCAGAACGGGCAAGUCAAAGAAGAUGAGGUCGCUGCACUGACGCUUGCUCUGGAACGGCGGGCACGUUGGAUGGAGGUACAGCUGUCAAAAUUGGAAGAGCUGCAUCGAGACAUCAACAUCGCUGCUGUGCGUGCUGUGCUAGCCUUCAACGACAACGGAUGGGAUUACUACCAAUCACUUCCGCGCGUGGGCAACACACUUGCGCGAUUCGAUAUCCUCGGCAUAAUCAAUGAGAACGACGAGGCCCGACCGAUGACGGCAGAUGAGUUGGAGGAGAAAUUAUUAAAGGCGAAGGAUGCGGCCGCGUUCGCGGAAGCCGAGCUGCGCGAGUCGAUGCAGCGGCUGCAGGUGAUGAAGCCAGCGCAUCUCGAGGAAUAA
Messenger RNA from Postia placenta MAD-698-R-SB12, 4026 nucleotides. RefSeq lists its product as hypothetical. The transcript has 8 exons. The coding region runs from base 1 to 4026 and encodes 1341 amino acids. The record is from RefSeq and is a predicted model, not a curated record. Lineage: Eukaryota; Fungi; Basidiomycota; Agaricomycetes; Polyporales; Adustoporiaceae. Gene Ontology annotation, biological process: protein ubiquitination. Gene Ontology annotation, molecular function: ubiquitin-protein transferase activity; nucleic acid binding. Gene Ontology annotation, cellular component: CCR4-NOT complex.